AUGCUCUUCAAUUUAAUUAAAUUCCAAUUUUUAAAUAAAAUGCAUAAAAGCAGAUGCUUGCUCAAUAGUAAAUUUAAAAUUUACAAUUUUCAAUUAAAACUUUUUUACGCAAUGCAUGGCUGUAAUUCCGUGUUUUCUCCUUUCCAUUUUGAUUAUCUUUUACAGCACUUAUUAAACUCCAAUUUAACAUAUUUUAUUAAGCCAGAGAAUAUUAAAUUUUCUUCAAAAUUAUUAUUUAUUUCCUAUCCUUUAAAUUCGCUUUUUAAAUUCAAAAUCCUUUAA
This is a messenger RNA of Blepharisma stoltei, 282 nucleotides long. The record is from the annotation of a GenBank genome assembly. NCBI's taxonomy places the organism in Eukaryota, Ciliophora, Heterotrichea, Heterotrichida, Blepharismidae.